Molecule: messenger RNA, 1824 nt
Organism: Paramuricea clavata
Lineage: Eukaryota; Metazoa; Cnidaria; Anthozoa; Malacalcyonacea; Plexauridae
Source: the annotation of a GenBank genome assembly
AAGGCGGAGAAUGAGUAUAACUCUAAUGAAGUACGGCAACAUAAAGAUAAUCCGGGGUCUCUAUGGAAAAUAGUAAACCGUCUUAUACCAUCAAAAGGAAAAGAAAGACAAAUCUAUAAAGGAGGCCAUAAAUCUCUUGCAAAUGAUUUCAAUCAGUUUUUUUCAUCGGUUGGUGAAAAUGCAGCAAGGGCGUCUUCUCAUCUAGCAGAUACUAACAACAUCAAUCUACGAGAAUCAAUCGAAUCAGUCGUUAUAACUGAAAUCGACCAAUUUAAGUUUAGAGCCGUAACUUGCCACGAAGUACGUCGAGUAGUUUUAUCGUUACCUCUCAAUAAAUCAUCUGGUCCGGAUAAGAUUAACCCACGGAUCAUAAAGGACUGUCUUCCGGUCAUUUUGGGUCCUUUAACGGAAAUUAUAAAUUGUUCCCUUCGUACUUCUACUUUUCCUCUGGCAUGGAAAAAGGCAGAACUUAUUCCUAUUCAUAAAGAAGGUGACCACGAAGUACCCUCAAAUAAUCGACCAGUUUCCCUUCUUGUAGUCGCAGCUAAAGUCUGUGAAAGAUUAGCUCUUGAGCAAUUUAGCUGUUACCUAACAAGCAACAACCGACUAUCCUCCCACCAAAGUGGAAAUAAAAAACUUCACUCGACAGAGACAUUAAACGUUUUUAUCACUGACACCAUCUUAAAGGCCAUGGAUAAAAAGAAACUCUCAGCUCUAGUGUUGCUUGAUCUCUCAAAAGCAUUUGACAGUAUAAACCAUCAGAGACUACUUCAUAAACUAUCAAAUGUCGGAGCAUCCAAAUCAACAGUAAACUGGUUAAGAAGCUACUUAACAGACCGUUUCCAAUCAACCCGUAUUAACUCUACGUUAUCAGAUCCAUUACCGAUAACUUAUGGUGUACCUCAAGGGGCCAUUUUAUCGCCAUUGCUCUUUUGUAUAUACCUUAACGACCUACCCUGUGCAUCUUACAAUGGUGAUCUUGAAUCAUACGUUGAUGAUACGAAAACUUUGUUAUCGUUUCCUUUAACGGAAGCUGACACUGGAAUUAAAAAUCUGGAAGAAGACCUACAUAAAAUUGCGUCUUGGUGCUGUGAAAACAAUCUUUUGGUGAAUCCAGAUAAAACAAAAUUCAUGAUCAUUGGAACCAGGCAGCUGAUGAACGAACUUGAUGUCAAUAUUUCGAUCUCUUUUAUGGGGAAGAUUCUAGAACCUGUUGAUUUUGCCAAAGAUCUAGGACUUCUAAUGGACAGUCACCUAAGUUACGAUAAGCACAUAUCGAAUCUAGUGUCGUCCUGCCUUUAUAAACUGUGCCAGAUAAACAGAGUUAAAAAUAAUUUUGACAAGGGAACACUUACAAUGAUAAUCACUUCAUUAGUGAUCAGUAAACUGCUCUACUGUUCCACUGUAUGGUCAAAUACAACAUGCACUAAUAUAAAGAAACUUCAAUCUAUUCAAAACUUUGCAUGUAAAAUAAUCACAGGAUCCAAGAAAUACGAUUAUGUAAGCCCAUUACUCCAAAACCUUGAGUGGCUCACAGUUGACAAAUUACUCUAUUUCCGUGAUGCCGUAAUGACUUUUAAAUGCAUGAACAACUUAGCGCCGAAAUAUCUUUGUGACAUGUUUGAGAAACGAUCUUGUAUUCAUAAUCGGUCUACGCGGAACUGCAACUCAAUACAGAUACCAUUGUUUAAAACAGCGUCAGGGCAACGGUCAUUUGCUUUUAGAGGAGCUUCAAUUUGGAAUAACUUAGACACUGAGCUAAAGAAAUGUACAUCACUUAAGACAUUUAAAAGUCAACUUAAAGAACACUUACUGUCUACUUGA